Molecule: messenger RNA, 2491 nt
Organism: Plectropomus leopardus (leopard coralgrouper)
Lineage: Eukaryota; Metazoa; Chordata; Actinopteri; Perciformes; Serranidae
Gene: s1pr3a
Product: sphingosine-1-phosphate receptor 3a
Biological process (GO): G protein-coupled receptor signaling pathway
Cellular component (GO): membrane
Molecular function (GO): sphingosine-1-phosphate receptor activity
Source: RefSeq, a predicted model, not a curated record
CAGAAUAACAGAAAUUAAGUGACACAUCUGUACUGCAUUUCUUUAUAGUCUGACGGUGGCUCCGACUUCUCUCCUGACUCAUAAUUGAUGGUAAAUCUUAAAUGGAGGUAAGAUCCGCCCCACAGGCUGGCUGCAGGGAGGGCUGAAAGCUGCAGAGGGAGGCACAGAGAGGACAGGACGGCGCACUGAUGAAGUUCAGGACACAACGCAAAGUGGAUGUUUUGAGGCAAAAACUUCCGUGAGUGGAAACUUUUUAUACGGGCGAGGACAAAAACGGACUUUUGACUUCACAGCGAAUAUUAACCUUUUUUGGCGAUCGCGUAUUUUGCACGCGCGCAUCGUUACGCAGGAGAGAAGAAUACCUUUCAAAUAACUGCAGAUUUCCCCAAACCACCACCGGGAUGUCUAGAUGAGAUAGUGACUCAAAAAGGUCCUUCAGGAGGCUUUAAGAUGCCAACAGUGACCCUGCCUGGUUGAGAAGCCUCACCUCCUGCAGUGUCCAGUGCUGUGGCGCCCUCUGCUGUGUGACCGAGGCCAGUAAGGGGCAGGCAGCAUGGGGAACAUCCUGGAGGAGGGGAUGAACACCGUCAUCGUCAGCCACUACAACCACUCUGGAAAGUGGGACCGGCCUCGCUUUGGCGGGGCCUGUAAGAUGGCCGUGCUGCUCUUCAUCUGCGUGCUGAUUGUUCUGGAGAACGUUACGGUCCUGCUCGCCCUUUGGAGGAACAAGCGCUUUCAUAGCCGCAUGUACUUCCUCAUUGGAAACCUGGCUCUAUCAGACCUGCUGGCUGGUGUGGCCUACGUGGUCAACAUCUUCACCUCAGGACGCAACACCUUCUUCCUGACGCCGGUGCAGUGGCUGGCCAGAGAGGGGAGCAUGUUCGUGGCCCUCAGUGCAUCCACUUUCAGCCUUCUCGCCAUUGGGAUUGAGAGGCACAUGACGAUGGUGCGCUUGCGUCCAUGUGAGACAGCAGGUCGGGGGAGGCUUCUGGGACUGCUGGCAGCCUGCUGGCUUGUGUCAGUGCUGCUCAGUGCUCUGCCCAGCUUGGGUUGGAAUUGCCUGAACAAUUUGACCUCCUGCUCCACAGUGCUGCCGCUCUAUGCCAAGAGCUAUGUGGCCUUCUGCAUCAGUGUGUUCAGCGCCCUGUUGGUGGCCAUCAUCAUCCUCUAUAUCAGGAUCUACCGCCUGGUGACCUCUAGCGGCCGCAGGGUGAGCAGCCGGCCUUCAGAGCGCUCUUUGGCUCUGCUGCGGACAGUGGUUAUUGUUCUUGGAGUGUUUGUCAUGUGCUGGACCCCACUCUUCCUCCUGCUACUGCUGGAUGUCGGUUGCAGCCCAGAUAAGUGCCCUGUGCUCUACCAGGUGGACUGGUUUAUAGCCCUGGCUGUGCUCAACUCUGCCCUCAACCCUCUGAUAUACACUCUGUCCAGCAGGGAGAUGAGGGCGGCCUUCUUCAGGCUGCUGUGCUGCUGUCAGACCAGCAUGGAGCACACAGGGACACCUGUGGCAGGCAACCCCCAUCUGGGCACAGUCAUUCCCACAGCGGAGAACAGCAAGACCAGUGGAGGAGGGGGCAGUGGGCUUGGUAAGUCCACAAUGAAUAGAGGGAAGAUUCCCACACCUAUGAACUCUGACAACAAGCAUGGAGAUCCAUCAGCCACUGCUGUGCCCCAUCCCUCUGGACCUGCAGACCUGCUGUCAGCGGUGCUGGUGAAGGCGGGGGCGCUGCCGCCCCUCAGCAAGUUCUGAGUGGAAGCACCUUAAUGAGGCCUUACAGUCACACAGAAGUAGACACCGAACACUCCUGCUAUCAGCCACUUUUCUGUUUAUGCACUAAGGCCAGUGUAGCAGUGGAUAGGAUGAAGUAAUGAUAUUCAGUUAGAACCACAUGAAUACAGACUGCAGGUUGGAGGAUACAAUCAGAAUCAUUUAAAGCCACUAUUUACAACUCAAUAUUAUUCACAACACCAGAGUGACUGAUAUGUUGUGUUUGUGUGAUUAAUGUUUAGUGUUUCACAUUUCAAAACUAUGAAAUCUAACAGGACUGUUUCAUGGACAUAGAUUAAAGAUCCAGUGUGUAAGAUUGAGUGGGAUUUAUUGGCAGAAAUGGAAUAAUAAAAUACAAAUAGUAUAUUGUAGACAAAACUUGUGGGUACACUCAGAUGGAUGGCAGCUGAUAUACAAUAGAACAUCUGUAUAUAGAGGGCAUUUGUUUAUAGUCUUUUACAACAGACCUUUUUCAACAAUUACAGAAUUGUAAUUUUCACCCAUAUCUUUAUUUUUCUUACAAGAAUAUUCUGACCCAAGGCUGAGCGGGACGCCUCAGUGAAACAAAUCAAUUAUUACUCAUUCUCUAUGAUAGUGUGACAGCUAUUGAGCCUUUGGGAAGCUGCAGACCAGUGUGUGUUGUAACCUAAUGAUAUAGCAUGUUAUGGUGCCAUGACUUCUUCUCUUUUUUAACCUUCUUGGUGGGUCCAUGUCCAUAAAGACCAC